Messenger RNA from Seminavis robusta, 1982 nucleotides. Lineage: Eukaryota; Bacillariophyta; Bacillariophyceae; Naviculales; Naviculaceae. The record is from the annotation of a GenBank genome assembly.
AUUGGGGGUCGGGUGGGGGGGGGGGGCAGAUGGCCAUGCAAUUCAAUUUCGAGAACCCCGGCGAAGAAGAAAGUGCAACCAACGGCUGCCGCCACUCAAAGCAAUCCUGUUCCCUCACCCCUCAAAGUAUCUUUGUCUCCAAGCAAUCGGCAAUUUGCAACCAUCAACUCUUUAUUAAUUGUAAUAGCAGCAGCAACACUGCUCUCGAUCGAUGCCAACCCGAAGCCUGGUUGUUCGCCUUGGUUGUUGUGGCGAAACAUACUGGUGUUGAUAGAGCUGGGUAGCUGGUGUUCAGUGCACUAAGAUUGCAGGGUUCGCUGAAGCGGUGGAAUUCCGAUCUUUGUUUUUAUUUAGGGGAUAUUCCGAUUAAUCGCAACAAAUUUUGAGGUGACUGACUUUGACACAAGCAUGACAACUACUACAAGGAUACCAACCAUUAUCUCCUACCAGAUGUCUCUCUCCCUUGCAUCCUUCUACAAAUACCUGAAUGGUUCCCUAUUUUUCCUAUCGCUAAUAGCCACACUGCUGCCUUUGGCAUCCCCCUAUUCCAAUGUGACAUUAUCAUCGCUUGGUGGCAAUCUGGAGGUGAUGGUCUAUCUCCCUCAUGCUGUGAAACCCAGCGAGGCGACCUAUUACAUGGCCAGUCGCUUUGAUCAUGGUUCCAUGAUUGGAUCCAUUACGAGCAAGAAUGAAAAGACUGGUGCCAAGCACCUUUUGUUUGGAAGCAAGAAUUGGCGACAACCUCACAAUUCAGGAUGGCCGGAAAGUGGAAUUGGAUUAGCAUCGGAGUUUGGCGUGGGCGAUGAUGGUCCCCUCUGUCAGUAUCGUUGUGGAUGGGAUGGCGUCAACGAUGUUACCAAUGGCGUGUUGGGAUAUGAGGAUGCCAAGAAUGGAGAACCCUUUCUCAAAAUUGGAGUUGGCGCAUUGAUCAAGGGAAGCUGUCCGAGCUGCGACAGUACCGACAACUAUCGCUUCAAUAGUCCCUACGAAUUUGCCGAAUUGCCUCAGUGGAAGGUAUUCACGUCGUCCAGCUCCAUCGUCUCCAUGGAACACGAGGCUAGGGUCCGGAAUUAUGGAUAUCGAUUGCACAAGGAUAUUGUCCUCGAUGGCAAUGUACUGGCAGUCACGUCCGUCUUGACCAACUUGGGAGACACCGCAUUCUCCACGGCUUGGUAUUCCCACAACUUCUUCACAUGCGACGGAAUCCCCGUGCGAGAUGGAUACAGUCUCGACAUGGAUAUUCAAGGGGACAAAGGCAAGCUCUACGAGGAACCCGGAGUGAUCGGCUCGUGGGCUGUACCAUUGAGGACGUUUGCGAACAUUAGAGAGUUCAAAGACCAUGUCACGGUGGAUGUUGCAAGACCCUUGAAUGGUGAUACACGAAUCAAGGCAGAGUUCGUCAAGGAUGAUGCGUCCAAGGGUGCUUUUACAUUGCAUGGGUGCACAACCUCCCUACGAAGCGAGUUGCCAGAUGUCAUCAAUAACCGGAUCCCCAUGUACGCGUACAACCUCUAUCUUGAAAAGGGGACCUUCUCGCCCGAACCACAAAUAUUAUUGCACUUGCAACCUGGACAAUCGACUUCGUGGACACAGCGGCUGGUGAUCGAAAACGAGGACGAAGGUAUCAAGGGUCUCCCUCUUUUGGGCAAAUCGGUCGCAAGAACCGAUGACGGCUCUGAAAACGUGUGGAAACUUAUUGCGGCUGCCGUCAUCAUGGUAGGUGCCGUCUUGUCAUUGCAUGUGAGGCAGCGCGUAUCAGCCCGCGACAACGACAACGGUCGUCGUCGCGAAGAUUACAGCACGGUGCCGGAUGUCGCAUAAUAUAAUAUCAGGCAACUGAGGCUCGUGCCUUAAAAACCGUCCAUACUGUAAAUAAUAAAAGGCAAAACCACAUUGGAUUGCUGUUGUUUGUCUUGAUGUUUGGCCGCUAUCCCUAGUCUUCCUAGCGAUGCAAUUUCAUUAAUAUCUCAAGUUUGCAGAGA